CGAGCCCGGCGUGUACCUCGGGCCCCUGUGCGAGUGCCACGAGUGGGUGUGCGAGACCUACGACGGGAGCACCUGUGCAGGCCAUGGGAAGUGUGACUGUGGCAAGUGCAAAUGUGAUGAAGGAUGGUCCGGGGACGCUUGUCAGUACCCAACUCACUGUGACCUAACCAGGAAAAAAAGUAACCAGAUGUGCAAGAAUUCUCAAGAUGUCAUCUGCUCUAAUGCAGGUACAUGUCACUGUGGCAGGUGUAAGUGUGACAAUUCAGAUGGAAAUGGACUCGUUUAUGGUAAAUUUUGUGAGUGUGAUGAUAGAGAAUGCAUAGACGAUGAAACGGAAGAAAUAUGUGGAGGCCACGGAAAGUGUUACUGUGGAAACUGUUACUGCCAGGCUGGUUGGCAUGGAGAUAAAUGCGAAUUCCAGUGCGACAUCACCCCCUGGGAGAGCAAGCGAAGAUGCACAUCUCCAGAUGGCAAAGUCUGCAGCAACAGAGGGAUUUGUGUGUGUGGUGAAUGUUCCUGCCACGAUGUUGACCCGACUGGAGACUGGGGAGAUAUUCACGGGGACACCUGUGAGUGUGACGAAAGGGACUGCAGGGCUGUCUAUGACAGAUACUCUGACGACUUCUGUUCUGGUCACGGGCAGUGUAACUGUGGAAGGUGUGACUGCAGAGCAGGCUGGUCCGGGAAGAAGUGUGAGCACCCGCGUUCCUGCGCGCUGUCGGCCGAGGAGAGCGCCCGGAGGUGCCAGGGGAGCUCCGCGCUGCCUUGCUCGGGGCGGGGUAAGUGCGAAUGUGGCAAAUGCACUUGCUACCCGCCAGGGGACAGCAGGGUGUACGGCAAGACGUGCGAGUGUGACAACCGCCGCUGUGAGGACUUGGACGGCGUGGUCUGCGGAGGCCACGGCACGUGUUCCUGUGGUCGCUGCGUUUGUGAGAGGGGAUGGUUCGGAAAGCUGUGCCAGCAUCCACGGAAGUGUAACAUGACGGAGGAACAGAGCAGGAGCUUGUGUGAAUCAGCAGACGGAAUGCUGUGCUCCGGGAAGGGUUCUUGUCACUGUGGAAAGUGCAUCUGUUCCGCCGAAGAAUGGUAUAUUUCGGGAGAAUUCUGCGACUGUGAUGACAGGGACUGUGACAAACAUGACGGCCUCAUUUGCACAGGGAAUGGAAUAUGUAGCUGUGGAAACUGUGAAUGCUGGGACGGAUGGAACGGAAAUGCUUGUGAAAUCUGGCUUGGCACAGAAUAUCCCUAACAAUUACAUGGGGGAGAACUGGAUUCUUAAUUUUCGAGGCCAUUAGAACACAUAAAUGCGAAGGAAACCAUGUAUAUUCAGCACUAGGACAGCUCAGACAGACUAUUGUAUGUUUUUCUAUUUCUGAAUGCCUGAAUGAAAUCAGGGUACCCAUUAAAAAUGAGUUAAGCAGAUUCUGAUGUGAAUAACGCCAGAAAUAAUUUUUCUUCCAUAAUUUACAUCAGUGGUUCUCAACGAGGGCAGCUCUGUCACCCAGAAAACGUUUGGCAAUGUCUACAGACAAUUUUGAUUGUCACACUGGGUAGGGUGGGAGGGUGUGCUAUGCACAUCUAUGUAGUGAGUAGAGGCCAGGAUGCCACAAACUUCCUGUGGUGCAAAGGACAGCUCCCCACAACAAAGAAAUAGCUGACGUCAGGUGUCACUAGUGCUUGAGUUGAGAAACGCUGAAUUAGAUGGUUGUUAGAAAUACACAUCCCUAUACAAAAAAGACCAUAUUAGAAUCUAAGGAAAAGAUACAGCCUCACAUAGAUUCAUUCAUCAUAUUUUGCAGGAUUCCAUAUCUCUCAGCGUUUCCAUAUGGAGACUUGAGGUGUACAAACACAUGUGAGGUAUAAUGGGGGAGGGGGCAGAAACUACGUCACCAGUGCUUUGGGGGAAAAAAAACCUGGUCAUUUUUAGCCAGUAAGUCACUUGUCUAGUCCCACUUUAAAUUCACAAAGAAAGACUCUCUUGAGGUGAAGGUAUGAAAAAUGUACAAUUCAACAUUUUUAAUAAAUAGUGACAUAAGUUGUUUUAUUCUGUGUCAGUA
Molecule: messenger RNA, 2057 nt
Organism: Vicugna pacos (alpaca)
Lineage: Eukaryota; Metazoa; Chordata; Mammalia; Artiodactyla; Camelidae
Gene: ITGBL1
Product: integrin subunit beta like 1
Biological process (GO): cell-cell adhesion; cell migration; cell adhesion mediated by integrin
Cellular component (GO): focal adhesion; cell surface; integrin complex
Molecular function (GO): integrin binding
Source: RefSeq, a predicted model, not a curated record